This is a messenger RNA of Branchiostoma floridae (Florida lancelet), 6434 nucleotides long. Its product is annotated as constitutive coactivator of PPAR-gamma-like protein 1. Lineage: Eukaryota; Metazoa; Chordata; Leptocardii; Amphioxiformes; Branchiostomatidae. The transcript is spliced from 23 exons. The record is from RefSeq and is a predicted model, not a curated record. Bases 163 to 3954 code for a protein of 1263 amino acids. Gene Ontology annotation, cellular component: nucleus.
UGGCGCGGUGUGCUGCAACAAUCGGUACAGAAGUAGCUCAACGUGCAGCACAUGGCGGACGGGGGGUUUGUGUAAAAACAAAGCCGCACAUCUUGACGAUUUUUGCUAGAAAUUUGGGUGUUUUUGUAAAUUUCGGACUCCAGGCUACCCUGUCCGGCAACCAUGGGUGUCCAAGGCCUGCAGGAUUAUAUCGAAGCCCACUGCCAACGCGCCUGUGUCAGCGUAGAGCUGCAGCGGAUCGCUCGGGGGAGGGUCGGGAAGCGCCCGCCCAACGCGCCUCUCUGUCUCGUGGUGGACGCCGAGAACUGCCUGCACCGGCUGUAUGGAGGCAGUUUCCGCGACUGGGUGUGCGGGGGCCAGUGGAACGAGAUGUUGGCGUUCGUCGGAGCCCUGACCAGAGCCUGUCACGCUGCCAACAUCGAGCUGGUCGUGUGCUUCAAUGGCGCCGUGGAAAAACCACGCCUGCCCGAGUGGAUAAAGCGCCAAAACAAUAACAGGCAAACAGCGUACCAGAUCUUCUGCCACCUCCACAACAAGGCCACCCCCCCUCCCAAGGUGUGGUUCACUCCUCCCGUCAGCUUGGCGUCAUGCAUCCGGCUCGCGCUGCGCCACUUCGGGGUGCGCUGUUACCAGUCUCUGACAGACCAUCACCACGAGGUGAUGGCGUUUUGCCGACAACACGAGUUCCACGGCGUGGUGGCCCGGGACUCCGACUAUGCCGUCUUCGACCCGCCGCGCUACUUCUCGUCGGAGAAGCUGAAGCUGAGCCGUAACGGGCGCAGCCUGACGACCGUGCAGUACCUGAUGGAUGAGGUGGGGAAGGAGUUGGGCCUGACUCCCGAGAAGUUAGUCGUCUUCGCAGCACUGCUGGGGAACCACAUCUUGCCGGAUGAGGACCUGGCUUCAUUCCACUGGGCACUGCUGGGACCCACCCAUCCACUGGCUGGGCUCAAGGUGCGGGCCCACCAACUGGUGCUGCCGCCAUGCGAUGUGGUCAUCAAGGCUGUUGCAGAUUACGUGAAGAACCUUCCGUCCGUGGACGACCUUGACAAGGUCGCGCAGGAUGUGUUCCAACACUCGGACACCCGCAAAGAGGACAAGAUGAAGAAGUUUAAGGAGUCAGUGAUGUACUACAGGGCUGGGACAAAGGAUGGGAACUGGCCCAUACUACAAGCUGUGGACCCGCAGCCCUCGACCAAUCAGGAGCCAGACACAGGCACUGAUGAUCCCCCCCAGCAGCAACCACAGGAGUGUGCCGGUGUAAAAGAGGCCACCAUGCCUGAGAUUGUGGUGAGCGAAGUCAUGGAGAGUGCACAGGAGGGCAACCCGCAGAUCGUGGUCAGCAAAGAGCUGGACACGGUGAACGAGGACCUGCAGAACGCUCUCAAGUCUGAGAUAGAGGCUCAGCUAGAGGACGACCUGGACAGGAAGAUGCAGAACAUGACGUUAGAGACGAUUGAGGACAGCUCCAGUGAGACGUCUACCCUGGACAGUAGUCAGGAGCUGACCAACAUCGCCACAGCUUCUGAGGAAACCAAGGCUGCUGGCGACAUGAGCCCCAGCGAGCGCUUCAGCCCCAAAGUAGCCUGGGAGAAGAUCACGCGGGAAGAAGAGGAACGUGAACGCGAGGAGGCCCUGAGGCGGGGAGGGGACCCCGCUGACGAUAGUAAGGGAGGGCCCCCACAGGUCACACGGAUGGCCAGUCCCGCCUCCCAGGCGUCGACCUCUGACACCACCAGCACCACCAGCUCCAGUGCCAACCAGACGCCCGAGGCCAAGGACCCGACCGCGGGCAUCCCCUCGCUCAUGUCCACGCCCGUGCGCCAGUACCUGGACGUCACCAUCCCCAAACUGCCCACCAUCUCGCCCAGCGUGCUGCGGACAGCACAGUACAGACACAAGCUGGGGCUGAUGAACCCCUGGAUCUAUCAAAUCAUCACACAGGGAGAGAUCAAGAUUGACCUGACCCUGGAGGAUGACGCCAUGAAGGACCUUCCGUCCGCGGCGGAGCUGUGGCGCCCUGCCCGCCAGCUGACCUACGGCAUCCUCUUCAACGUGGCACACCAAGGCAAGAAAAAGAAGGGAAAGGAGCAGGCUCCCAGACGACAGGUGAUUGUGAAAGAGUGGUGUGUACAGAAGGGCCGCUCCAUACAGAAGCCAGAGCUGGUGGAAGCUCUGCCUUUGGACUGGAAGGUCAGCCGAGGACCCUACGUCUUCCGAACUGAUGUCCCCAAGGUGAAACAGCUGUGGUUCGGACAGGAGAUCGAGGAUAAGAACCGCAGACUGCGUGCCUUCCUGUCCUGCAUGCUGGCCGACACCCCGGCCAUGCUGAAGCCGCUCUACGUCCCCCACCACCUCUUGGUGCUGUGCUGUGUGCUCAGGUACAUGUUACAGUGGCCAGGUCGUCCCCUGUUGCGGCGCCAUGAGCUGGACGCCUUCCUGGCCCAGAGUGUGGACCCCAGACUGGCCAACCCUCAGGCCCUGGAGACCAUGCAGGUUCCCAUGGUGACCACCCGGGGUGUCCAGAUAGCCGCCCUGUUCAUGCGCGGCGUGGAAACCGCCAUGUUUGCCAACGAGGCGUGCGGAGCGCCCAUCGUCUGGGAGCUGACCUGCCCGUGGCUGUUCUUCGACGGGAAGCUGUUCCACACCAAACUGCUGAAGUCCAGCGCCAACAAGCCACUCAGGGAACUUUGUGAUGGACAGAUGGACCAGGUCGCCAAGGUGGAGCGGAUGAGACAGAGCAUACUGGAGGGGCUGACCAAUGACUGGGCCCGCAUGCCGCUGCCCCGCAUGGGCCCCAUGGGGAUGGGGGGUUACGGCGGGCUGCUGCCCCCUCCCAAUCUCAGGCCGGCCGGCUCGCUGGGACCGCUCCCCGGCAGGGGCCGAGGCCUGGCCGGUAAGAUCAACAACCUUGGUAAGCCAGUGAGUGGCAGGGGAGGCAAGCUGCAGAUCGCAGGUAUCCCCGUGGGGGAGUGGGCAGGCAACCCCUCAGGGGUGGGGAACUACCAGCCGCCUCAGGUCACCUCCGUGGGGGGAUACAGGAAGGGUGUGAGUUACCAGAUCCCGCCGCGUGGCCGGGGAAUGUCGCGAGGCGGGAUGGCAAUGCGAGGGCGAGGUGCAAUGCACCCCAUGUAUCAUGGGGCCAGGUCAGCAGCAGCCUGGGGCAUCCAGGACCCGGGGAUGUACUAUGACUACAGCCAGGCUGCUCCUUACUACAUGGGGACCUACCCCCUCCCCGGCCAGCAGUACAGGAACAAGAAGAACAAGAAAAACAAGAAGGGCAACAACAACAAGGGGGGGAAGGUACAGGAGCAGGGCCAGGGGGCCGGGGGAGUGGGGGAGGCUGGGGAUGCCUCGUCUCAGUUAGCAGGGAUCACGCUGGCCCUUAGAAACAAGGUCCAAAGUAAAGGGCGCGGGCGUGGCUGCACCGUGGAGACGGGCGAUGCGGAGGUCGGGGGCGGGGCCAUCCCGGUGUCCCAGCUGGGGGCGGGGGAGAUGAAAGAUGUUGCAACAGAAGAGGAGGAUGUGGAACAAACAGCUAAUGGGGACCUCACAGAGCAGCUGGACGCGGCUGCUGUUGAGAACGCAGAUGACGAUGUGGAGGUCAGCAGCAGUGAUGACUCCGAGGACGAGGAGGACCUGGUUGCCACGGUAACCAGUACGGUGCUGGAGGAGGUUGCCACGGUAACCAGCACGGAGCUGGAGGAAGCUUCGGAGGUGAGCAGCGCAUGUCUGGAAGAGACCGUGGACGUGACCAUCGCCGAUCUGGAGACGGACGCGGCGCUGAGCAAAGCCUCGCUCCUGGAGGGGUCGGAGCACGACCUGAGCACGGACAGCGUCGAGCUGCAGAACGGGAACGUCAUGAGCCCCGACAGCGGGCUGGGCGAUCACUCCACGCCGGAGAAAGCCUCCUCACUAACCGACACUGCCACCUCACAGGAGGUGCAAGGGUAAUGAUGACUGUUAAAAAAAAAAGCAAAAACAAAGAGAGAGGAUAUUAUAUAUAUAAUAGAUAUCUAUGUUUUUCACAGAUUUUUGUACAAAAACUAAAAAAAAAAACAGAAAAAAGAAAAAACAAGCUUGUUGAAGCCGAAGGGACUAUAAAAUAUGCAGGUUCCUGCCUGCCAUUUGGUUUUGGUUUUGUUGAUUUGAGGUUGGGAAGUGGACACGCUCCCCCACACGCUGGGAGGGCGCCCAGACCCGCAGGGAACUGACACCUAAAGGAUGGUUUCAUAGCUUCCUUUGGCUAAAAUCAAUCCAUUCAGAAGGCCCUAUAGACCAUGGGACAGAUUGAACACCAAAAAAAGAAAACACAAGCUCACAAAACAUUCACAGUCUAGUAGUGAAAAAAAUCCUCUCACAAAGCUGCAUUUUUAAUGACAAUCUCCAACCCGAAUACGGUUAAGGAAACUUGAUAAAUGCUUGCGCUGAAGUAGAGCCAUGAUGUGGUUUACAGGCCUACUGCUAUUAUAACGUGGUUAAAAAAUUUCACCCUUUUUAAGGGGACAAGAGCCAAUGAUGGCUAAGCACUGAGGUCACAUGACCUUCUGUAGUAGGAAAGUGAUUUGAUGGCAUCGGUAGUUUUUCAUUGUUGCACGUGACUAUUCUAUGCUUGUAAUUUGCACUCGUAGAUUUCAUGGAAAGUUUUGGACACAUUUUUGACCUUGGUGGGUUCCAGAAAGCACUUCUUAUAGAAAUACCCACUCUGUUUACCAAUCUGAGACACCAAGGGAAGGAAAAAUAAGCUCAGACACAGAAAAUGUUUGACUCACUAUUAACUGGGCAGACCUGAACUGGUUGUUGCAUACCAGAACUUUUAGAUGAUUGAUUGAUUGAUUGAGAGGGGCUUUUUGGAGAACCUCCAAGAAAAUUCCUGACAAUUGCCCUUUCACAAACUUGAUAUUCUUGCAUACAAUGUUUAUCACUCAUGAGAGGUACUCAGUAUGGGGAAGGCUGGUGAGAGAAUUGUAUGUACAUGAUAUGUUGAGUCUUGCCCGUAGACUUGGAAACCAAUUAACUUGACUACAGAAGAAUGUUGUUUCCUCCAUACCAUGAUAUUAAUGUUACUAAAUGCUUUGAAAUGAUGGCUCUAGUAGUGUUUGUUACUGCAGGUGUUGUAUAUGGCUACAGGAGUGGGGACCUCCUUUGUAUGAGUAGCCAGAGAAUAGUAUUAACCAGCAUGUUUUAUUCUGACCGGAGGCACUGAACCUCACUGUCCUAGUCUACUGAUCUCAAUAUGUACCCACUGAGGACUUGUAUUGACAUGGACAACAGACUUUAGAUCAGUAUUUACAUAUUAAUAUUUGGCCCAACUUGUAGUAGUCGCUCGUGUGAUGAUUGAACCAUUCCUUGGAUGUGAAGAUGUUUUAAAGAAAUCUUCCCCCACGCAUGAGAUGGUUAACUGUUGAAACCAAACAUGGUUUUCUUGUUGUACUUCACAGAUAUGUAGACAUAGUUGCGGCUUGUUAAACGGUCCAAGUUAGACAAUUUCAAGGAAAGAAUACCUUUGUGCUAUGUUGAGCCUCUGGAUUUUAUCCACUUGUCAACGACUUAAAAAAAUGGUAAAAUAUGUUGUCACCUUGCUGACACAGAUUACACAUUAAAAGUCACUGUUUGUAAAACAUAUAUAUAUAAUAAUGGUAGAUUGCAUUAAUGAUACAUUUACAUUAUGGGACCCACCCAUUGCUUUAAAUAGUAAAGAGUCAAUAUUGCGAGGCCCAGAUUACCUAAUGAAGCUUUGGGUCACUCUAUAUUCAUUUUUUUUUGUCACUAUCUAUAUGACCAGUAUAAUUGUGUUGUUGGGUUGGAGGGAGACACUUUGCUCACCAGCUAAUAUUUGAAAGUCAUGUACCUGUAUUUUACCAGUAUGGACUAAAACGCAAUGUAGGAACGACUCUCAUGACUAUCCUUCUAAUUGAUAAUGAGGCUUGUAUGUUCAUGUAUGGUUAUUACUCCUUGUAAGUGCAUAUGGAUAACUUGAGAAGCAUCUCUUUACAUUUAUGGAAUCAAGAAAUAUUGAGUAGAAGUAGAUCUUGCACCAGUUACUUGAGCCAAGUCCCCUUACCCUAUGCGAUGCUCAUUGCCAAGAAAUUCCUUAGAAGAAAAAAAGAACCACUCAUGUGAAGUGGUCAGGCGCCAUCUAGCAGGAGUUAACGGGAGUGCACCCCCACAAAGCUAUGCUACCCAUGUUUAUCAAUGGUGGUAGAAUACACUACCAAGGAGGUCUAUUCAAGCCUCCAUGUUGUCACCAACUACAUAAUAAUGUCCAACUGUACCACUCCACCAUAAUAAAUUCAAGAAAGAUGAAUUUUAAAUCCAAGAAUGGACAAGAAGCUUUAAGUGGUACCGUGGGGAGUGAUGGGAUAUGAAGAGCACUUUAUUUCACCUAAUAUGGCUAAGCGUUAAGUUCCACUGUACAAGUUGUUCUUCUGCUU